Molecule: messenger RNA, 561 nt
Organism: Odontomachus brunneus
Lineage: Eukaryota; Metazoa; Arthropoda; Insecta; Hymenoptera; Formicidae
Product: zinc finger HIT domain-containing protein 1
Exons: 2
Coding region: 40-507 (155 amino acids)
Biological process (GO): chromatin remodeling
Cellular component (GO): Swr1 complex
Molecular function (GO): nucleosome binding
Source: RefSeq, a predicted model, not a curated record
UAAAGGAGAAAGAGGUAAGAUAUUGAGAAAUCCCUCAGAAUGGCUGCUCGCGAAUCUGGCAGGAUCAAGGAUGCGUAUCAGAAGAGGGUGCUCGAUGACGCUGCGCGUAAGCGCCGGCAAAAGAAGGCCUUGGAAGCGUUGGAGCAGGAUAACUUUCACGACGACCCACACGCCGAUCUGGUGAUGAGCAAGAAAGUGCCAAAAUUUCAAGAGACGCUGGACAGCAGGGACACAGGCAGAAAGAAGAAGACGCGAUCCGCAGAAUAUUACAAGCAGCGUUUUCGCAAGACCUUUGUUCAAUUGGUGGAGGAGGAUCUCAAUGUGAAUCCGAACGCCCCGAAUUACGCCUGCGCCCAGGCACCGCCGUCACGUUUUCCAGACAGACAUUUCUGCGCGGUCUGUGGGUUUCCCAGCAAUUACACUUGUAUACCUUGUGGUGCCAGAUAUUGCUGUGUCAAGUGUCUAGGCACUCACAUCGACACGAGGUGUUUGAAAUGGACGGCCUAAGGAUAUUUUAUGUAUUUAUAUAUUAUUUAAUAAAAAACAAACGCGUAUAUCUUA